AUGAGAGGCGAAUGGCUGGGAAUGUUGACCUCUGAGAUCCCAGAGGGCUGGAAGAUGACAAAGUUUGUCUCUCCAGCGGCAAAGGUCCACAGCUACCUGUUGGAGAAUGAAGCUGGUGAGACCAAGGCUGUAAUAAAGGCCAAAGGAGUGACUUUGGAUCAUACAGCCACCGCUGCUGUAAAUUAUGCAGGCAUGGAGAGAAUUGUUCGAGCCUACAUCGAGGCGAACGAAGUCUGUGUCCUCUCGGCAGACACGACUUUGUUGAAGAGGUCACUUGGCCGGAUCACAACUGUAGAUCAAACCAAGAAGACUAGCGUAGUAAUGGAUAAGUUGAGGUUUUCACCCGACUAUUCCACUCUUCCCUAUGGGUAUUCAUUGUAUAAUAAUUAG
Molecule: messenger RNA, 390 nt
Organism: Auanema sp. JU1783
Lineage: Eukaryota; Metazoa; Nematoda; Chromadorea; Rhabditida; Rhabditidae
Source: the annotation of a GenBank genome assembly